This is a messenger RNA of Orycteropus afer afer, 303 nucleotides long. It is a transcript of the gene APOA2, whose product is annotated as apolipoprotein A2. Bases 1 to 303 code for a protein of 100 amino acids. The record is from RefSeq and is a predicted model, not a curated record. The transcript is spliced from 3 exons. Gene Ontology annotation, biological process: cholesterol homeostasis; high-density lipoprotein particle remodeling; lipoprotein metabolic process. Gene Ontology annotation, molecular function: cholesterol binding; lipase inhibitor activity; high-density lipoprotein particle binding. Gene Ontology annotation, cellular component: spherical high-density lipoprotein particle; very-low-density lipoprotein particle; blood microparticle. Lineage: Eukaryota; Metazoa; Chordata; Mammalia; Tubulidentata; Orycteropodidae.
AUGAAGCUGCUUGCGAUGACCAUGCUGCUCCUCACCAUCUGCAGCCUUGAAGGGGCCUUGGUUCGGAGACAGGCGGAGGAGCCAAAUCUACAGAGCCUGGUUUCUCAGUACUUCCAGACCAUGAGUGAAUAUGGCAAGGAGCUGGUGGAGAAGGUCAAGGCCCCAGAGCUUCAGGCCCAGGCCAAGGCUUACUUCGAGAAGACGAAGGAGCAUCUGACACCCUUGGUCAAGAAGGCUGGAACAGAUCUGGUUAACUUCUUCAACAAAUUUGUGGACCUCAAAACACAGCCUCCCACCAAAUGA